Pediculus humanus corporis (human body louse) is the source of this 5301-nucleotide messenger RNA. RefSeq names its product helicase with zinc finger protein domain helz, putative. Lineage: Eukaryota; Metazoa; Arthropoda; Insecta; Psocodea; Pediculidae. Gene Ontology annotation, biological process: regulatory ncRNA-mediated post-transcriptional gene silencing. Bases 1 to 5301 code for a protein of 1766 amino acids. The transcript is spliced from 18 exons. Gene Ontology annotation, cellular component: cytosol; P granule. Gene Ontology annotation, molecular function: metal ion binding; helicase activity; protein binding. The record is from RefSeq and is a predicted model, not a curated record.
AUGAAUGAAACCGAACGAAGGGCGCAGGAAUAUAUAAAAAGAGCCGAAUGGGAAAAAGCAGUUGAAUGCUUUGAUCAACUACUUGUAACCAAUCAAAACAAUAGAAAUGGUACUUUACCAAAAGAUAAAUUAGUUAAUAUAUUAAUUGGAAAAUCCGAGUGUAAUUUCGCAUUAGGAAGAAAUGAUAUUGUCGUGCAAGAUUGUAGGAAAGCACUUAAACUUUACGUUGAAAAUGAUGUUUAUGGUAGUCAAAAAGAUAAAGCAAGAAAAUUGUUGAUUCAAUCAUUGAUACAAAACAAAAGGUUUUCCGAAGCUGAAUCCGUUGUCAAAGAAUGGCUUCAAAGAGGAAAAGUGCAAUCGGAUACGAAAAAAAUUUUAGAGCAAUUGAAAAAUAAAUUUCAAAAUUAUGGGCAAAGAAAUCAAAAUGUAACAUUACAAAAAAUUGAAGAAGACUUAUUAGUAUUACAAGCAACAUUGGAAGGAGGGAAUAAUAAUACUACUGUAGGUGAAAAAACAAAGAAAAAUAUACAAAAAUUAGAAAUAAUGUCAAAUGUAAAAGACUCAUCUAAAAAAGGUGGAAACACACACAAUUUUCGUGAACAGCAAAUGCAUCAAAAAUUAUUAGAAAAUAAUAAUAAUAAUAAUAAUAAUAAUUCCGAUAUGAGAAAUAGUCAGGAUGAAUUUAAUUGCAGUUAUUGUUCUUUAAAAUUUCACGAUAUAGCAUCUUUAAGAUCUCACUGUUUAACAGGCAGCCAUCAAACAGUUAUUAUGUCAGAUGAAGGAAGAGACUGGAAAUAUAGACCACCUCCAAGAGGUUUAACAGCUGAUGCUUAUUCAUUAUGCGAAAGUUUUCAAGAGAAAGGAUGUUGUAGAUAUGGUGCACAAUGUGUUGAUGCACACGGACCUGAUGAAUUAUCCGAAUGGUCUGAAAGAUUUGAAUAUAGGAGAAUGAAAUUACAAAGAGCAUCUGAAAAACAAUUGUAUGGAAAAUCUUACACCGAGCAGCUUUUGGAAAAGUGGGUAAAUUCUCCCAAUCCGGAAAAAGUAAUGAAAGACAAAUUAGAGGGAAUAGAUGAAUCUAUUAGUGGAAAUUUAACAACAUCGGUUUCAUCGAAGAAUAGUCAAAGAGAAUGGACAUUUUUAUUAAAAACGAAAAAAAAAAUUAGGGCUGUAGCAUUACUUCAAGAUGCACACAGGAAUCAUUUUUCAUUAAGACAAGUAGCCACAGGUAACAAUGCUUCGAAAGCAUUGUCAUCCACCGAUUGGAAACCUGUUAACGAUCAAGAAUGGACUAGUGCUAAAGAUUCAUCAUCAUUGGAUUCUGAAUCCAGUGAGAUUCUGGAACAUAGAAUAAAAGUAGGAUUUAAAACGGAAAUAUAUGGUACAUUUAGGCAAUCUGUAGUUUUCGAUUUUGGAAGUGAACCAGUUUUAGUAAAACAUUUGUGCGUUGAUGUGGUACCCGUGACUGACGUUGAUAGAAUUAAAGAAAUUCGUAAGGAACUCACGCUGUCAUCAUCUGAAAGAUGGGAUUCGGAAAAUUCCGAUGUUGUAAUUUUCACAUCGCCCGUUCUUCAGUUGGUCGGAUCUCCGGGAACGGUUGCCGAAGAUAGCGAAAAAGAAAAACAAUUAUUACAAUAUUAUUCAACCCCUAGAGCGGAUACAUUUCAAUUAACACAAUCGACCGUUUCGGAAAAAAAAUUAACGAAAAAUAAUUAUAGAGAUCGUAUGCAUGAAUUGUUGUACGUUGAAGAAAUGGCGCGGUACGAACAAGUUGCCAGGUAUAACUUGACGACAAAAUUACACAUAGUUAAUUGUUAUUUACUAGCAUCGAAUGGAAUGGCGAAUAGUACGGCAAAAUACGCUCAUAACGGUGAACUAUUUGCACUCAUGAGUUUAGGAAAAGAUAUUUCGGAAGAUACGUCAGCCGGAAGACUUAUUUUAAAUAAUUGUUCGACUGUGUUAUUGACCGCAUCAAAAAGUACUACCAAAGUAUACGAAGCUUUAAUUGAAGACAAAGGGAAAAAUAUGAUUUAUUUGAGAUUGUCGUCGGCAUCGGUGACCGCUCUCAAAUUAAAACCAGAUUCUGAUUUUUUUUGCGAAAUACAAUUUCAAUUAAAUAGAGUUCCUUAUUGCGAAUGGCAUUACGCGAUCGAUAAAAUAUCCGAUUAUAAAAUUAUAUUUCCCGAUACGUAUUUAGAGCCGAACAUUCCGUGGACGCCUCAAAGACAGUGGACCGAUAUAAUAGAUUCUAGGUUAAAUUUAAAACAAAGAGAAGCGGUUGUUGCCAUAACGACACCGAUUUCAACUGCUCUUCCUCCAAUUCUAAUUAUAGGUCCUUUCGGCACGGGAAAAACGUAUACUCUUGCCCAAGCUAUAAAACAAUUAUUAACGCAACCCGAAGCGAAAGUUUUAGUUUGCACUCAUUCAAACAGCGCUGCCGAUCUUUACAUUAAAGAUUAUUUGCAUCCGUAUGUUGAAGCGGGUCACGAAGAAGCCAAACCUUUAAGAAUAUAUUAUCAUAAAAGAUGGGUUGCAACCGUUAAUUCUGUCGUACAAAAGUAUUGCCUUAUUGAAAUGGUUAACGGAAUUAGAACUUUUAAAAUUCCUACGUUAGAAGAUAUCGUUAAACAUAGAAUCGUAGUGGUCACGCUUAGCAUAUCCAUGUACCUUUCGACGCUCGGACUGAAAAAGGGUCAUUUUAGUCACAUAUUGUUAGAUGAAGCGGCUCAAGCCAUGGAAUGCGAAGCUAUCAUGCCUUUGGCUUUGGCCAACGGAAAUACUAGGAUAGUUCUCGCAGGGGAUCACAUGCAACUUAGCCCGGAAUUAUUUUCGCAAUUUGCUCGAGAGCGAAAUUUACACGUUUCCCUUCUCGAAAGGCUCUACGAUCAUUAUCCCGCCACGUUUCCGUGUAAAAUUCUUCUAUGUGAAAAUUACAGAGCUCACGAAGCCAUAAUAAAUUUUACGUCUGAACUUUUCUACGAUCAAAAAUUAGUAAGUUCGGGUAAACAGCCUCGUCACGAAAGAUUUUACCCCCUAACGUUUUUCACAACACGGGGAGAAGAUGUACAAGAUAUCAAUUCCACGGCUUUUUACAAUAAUUCCGAAGUGUACGAAGUCGUCGAAAGAGUUUCCGAACUUAAAAAAAGAUGGCCUUCAGCGUGGGGAAAAUUAGAUGAUCAGAGUAUAGGAAUCAUGACUCCGUAUGCGGAUCAAGUUUUUCGAAUUAGGUCCGAGCUUAGAAAACGACGAAUGGGUGGAAUUUCCGUUGAAAGAGUUUUAAACGUUCAGGGUAAACAAUUUCGGGCAAUAUUUUUAAGCACUGUUAGAACUCGUAGAACUUGCGUGUGCGACAUUAAGGGAGAAGAAAGUAACAAAAUAGACUACGGAUUUUUAUCCAAUUCUAAACUUCUUAAUACGGCCAUAACGAGAGCUCAAAGUUUGGUUGCCGUAGUCGGGGAUCCCGUAGCACUUUGUUCCAUAGGCAGAUGCAGGAAAGUAUGGGAAAGGUUUAUCGAGAUAUGCAACGAAAAUAAAAGUUUGUUUGGAAUCACGUGGUCUUUGUUGAGGAGUCAACUCGAUGGAGUCGAAUUGAAAAAAACUUACACGUUAAAUCCGCUUGCCCCGGAAUUCGUACCUCGUUCAUUUCACAAUGAAUCGUAUAUAAAAUUACCAUCGUUACUCGGAAGUUACGGUCAAGGAAUGGUACCGCCAAGAUUUCCAGGUCCACCUUACAUUCAUCCUCCCGUACCUUACCCGGUUUAUUACUAUUCUAAUCCUAAUCAACCCGGACCAAUAUAUCAAGUGCGGCCUAAUGUUCCUUAUCAUUUGAAUGCGACUAAUCCUUGGGCGGGAUUCCCGGCUUCAUCUCCUACGAAUGCGCUCGGUAAUCCUAAUUGGAAUCUCAAUAUAAAGAAAAAAUCUCCAGAAAUUCGUAAAGAUGAUGUUAAUGUUUUAAGGCCUGAUAUAAAGCCGGUUUUAUCGUCAAUGGAAGGCAUAAAUCCUCAGGGUCCUCAAAAUUUAAUGUUAGAAAAUUAUUUAGGAGUUCGACCUAAUCCGAUUCCGCAUCAUUCCAAUAUAGAAGGAUUAGGAGAUCAACACAUACAAAUUCAUUCGAAGCAACAACCGCAUCAAAUUCAACAACAACCUCAACAAACUUCACUGAUAAGACCCCUUCACCUGGAUAAGCCCGAACAAAUACAAUUUUUAAACAAUGUUCAUUUUCCCGAAAGGCAUUUUCCAAGAUCUCAAACUCAGCCUGGAGUUAUAUCGAACGCGCCUGCGGACUGGCAAAAUUUACUUCCUCCGAACACUUCAUUAGCGGACGUUUUAGAAUCCCGAGGUCUUCAAAUGGAUUGGUAUAGACAUCUAUUAAAUACGGCAGGAAUAGAAAUAGCGAGUAGAUUUAGGGAUUUGGUCCUUCGUUCGAGUAGAAAACAAAAUCCUUCGCCCGAAGUUAAUAGAGCAAUGGAUGAUUUGUUCGGAGAUAAAUCUCUUCCUCCUUUCCCAUUUUUAAACGGGAUGAGAAUUCAAGAAAAUGGGGAUAUAAUGAAUCACGGAGGUCAAAUAAAUCGCCCGUUAAAAUUAGCCACGAAACCAUUUUUACUACAAGAUUUGGAAGCGGCCAUGUUGCUUUCCGCGAGCAUACAACAAACUCCUCUCAUAACAAACAACGUCGAACCUUUACCUCUUACUCAGCAACACAGAUUCGAACCUGCCCACGAUUUAGUCAUACAAAAUUCUCCGUCCAUGCCCUUGUACAGACGUCAACCCACACAAAAUCCCGAAACAACAAUGAAUCCCGUCAAUAGAAAUUUACCCGAGGAAAUCAACGUCGAACAAUUUUUAAACAAUUUCAACAUGAUUCAUUUGAAUUCGAAAGCAUGGGAAUUGGAUAAGGUUCAGUCGGAAUUGAAAGUCAUCAACCGGGACAUGUACAUAAACAACAUGCAAGAAAUGGAUUACAAUGUAAAUAAAAAUCAACCGAUCCAAGUAACCGGAAAUGACAAAAUAAAUGGGAAUCAAAUGCCGGGAUUUGCAAAUUUUUCGAGAGCCAUGUUUCAACCUCCGCCCCGUCAUUUGGCACCCGCUCCCGUCACGGAAAGUCCCUACAUAAACGAUUUUCAUUUGAACGGGAGAGAGCAAGACAUUGACGAGUCCGCGACGACGAGGCACAGCAACAUAGAAACGACUUACGCAAGCGUUCUCAGAGCUCAACCGACGAAAAAUCAAAGACCGGAAGAAGAAAAAAUCGGGGAUCCAUUCGGAAUAUUAAAAGAUUUAGCUAAUUCAAAAAGCUCUUAA